CGGAAUUACCCACUUCCAAGAACAAAUGUUGAACUUGGCACGUCAGUUGGUGUUUCAGCUCCAGCUUCAGAUUCGGUGGAGAUCAAACAUCACACUUUUGGCAGUCGCUUUUGACAAGUGUCACACUCCCAUUGCAUUGUCGGCUCGUGGUUUCUGGUGGCCGCAGAGUUCGGAUGCACGCAAAAUCCGCCUCUUUCAUUUCUGGUCAGCUGAAAUUCGCAGUGAGAGUGUCUAACUCCUGCUAAAACUCGGGAUCGCGUUUUGGGCACCUCCACAAUCUGACAAUCUCGAGGUUUCGGUGGCGCAUCGAGUUCUGCAACGACCCGCAACAUUCCAACAUCGACCAAGGGAUGUCACGCAGGGGACCGGAUCUUCUGUGGCUAUGUACACGGCUUGCCACAGGGCCCAUGAGGCACAAUUAAGAUACACGUCCGAUGAACACAUGCUGAAGUUCCGAGCCAUGAUUUUGGGAAACUGAUGCAUAAAUAUGACGGCGCUCGGGUAGUCUCGGAUCAAGAGGAGGAGCGUUGUCGGUUUCAUGAGGAGUGUCUGUCGAGUGAAGUGAGUUGAGGUGAGGUGAGGUGAGGUGAAGUGAAGUUCCUGUCUUGUGAGUCGACGACGAGGAAUCGAAAUGGCUACGGCGAUGUCUGUUAUUUUGAUGGCAUUGGCUGCCCUUCUAUUCGUGAGUAUUCUUCGGAAUGCAAUGAUGCUCUUCCGAGUCGCCAUCUGGCAGCGUUUUAAGGUGAUCAGAAUGAUGAAGAAGGAGGGAUACAGUGGACCACCAUUCUCGGUGUUCUCAGACAAUCUCCAGGAGUCGAGGGCGAUGAAGCAAAAGGCUCGCGAGGCAAAUGCCUUGCAGAGAUUCGGCACCGUCGACCAUGACAUAUGGCAUCGAGUCCAUCCUGAUAUUAAAGAGUGGAAGAAGCUCUACGGGGAAAGAUUAUUUUAUCGUCCAGAGAAGCACCUCAUCGUUCUCUUGGGCUUUGAUGAACCGGACGUCGUGAGGACGAUGUUCGCACACAAGACGGAUGAGUUCAGCAAGGGCUACAGUCCCUUAGCUGAAACUGUUCUGGGAAAAGGAGGACUGGCGCUAACUGUGGACCAUGAGAGCUGGGCUCGACAAAGACGGGUUGUGAGACCGGUGUUUUACGCGAGCUAUAUCAAGGAUACUACGAAAGUCAUGACGCCAAUAGUUACUGCAUGGCUCAAAACAUUGGAAGACAAAGCGACUGGGAGUGGGGGUUCUGUUGAGGUUGACAUUUUGAAGUCCCUCGGAACUGUGGUAAGAGAUGUCCUUGCCCAGGUAGCUUUCGGGAUCGACUUUCUUGAGGGAAAGAAAGCAUUCGAAGAUCAGGAAAAACUCAAAGCUUUGGAGCUUGAAUCUGGAGGAGUCAUUCAUCCUUUCUUUAGGUUGCUGCCCACUCCUAGGAAUUGGCAAAUACGAAGAACCCGCAGUGCUGUCACAAGGUGUAUGAAAGCUAUAAUACAAAAGCGCAGGAUGGCUUUCAAGAAUGGAGCCCUGGACUCGCUCGGCGAUGACCUUUUGGGCGUACUUCUCAAUGCAGUCGAGGAUGACGUAGCAGCUUUGUCCGACCCGAAGCAGAAGAUGAAAAAGCAUGCCAUGCCAUGGACGGAUGAUCUACUCGUCGAUCAAUGUCGGACUUUCUUCCAAGCUGGAACAAAUACGGUCUCCGUCACCACCUCCUGGGUCCUGAUUCUACUGGCGAACUAUCCAGAGUGGCAGGAAAGAAUCCGAAAGGAAGUGCUGGACAAUUCCCCAGUGUGUGAGAAUCUGCGUAAGUUAGAAUCCCUGCACAUGUUCGUGAGAGAAACCCAGCGGAUGUACCCAACUGCUCCAGCGCUGACCCGAACUCUGGUAAAGGAUGGAGUCAGUCUGCUCGGCAACAGCUUGCCGAAAAAUCUGACUGUCAGAGUGGAUGUGAUCAGACUUCACCGUAAUCGAGAGACGUGGGGUGACGAUGCUGACGAGUUCAAACCUGAACGCUUUAAGAAUGGAAUAGCACAAGCAUGCAAGCACCCCUACGGUUACAUACCUUUCGGAGCCGGCCCGAGAACCUGUGUAGCACAGAACUUCGCCAUUACCGAGGUGGAGCUCAUCACAAGCAUGAUAUUGGAGCGCUUUAGAUUUCGACUUUCUCCAUCCUACUGUGAUAUGCCGAUGGUCAUGCUAACCUUGCAGCCAGCGUGUGGCGCACCUUUGAUUUUGGAACUAUUAAAGCCUUAAGAAGCCAUAUCCUAACCUGACUGCUAGACAAUCUUCUAAGUUCACGCCAGCACUUCUGAUUUGUAAUAGCUGAGAUAAAAUAUUCAAGUUCUAAUUGGUUGGUAAGUCUGAGUCUUGGGAAU
Marchantia polymorpha subsp. ruderalis is the source of this 2367-nucleotide messenger RNA. NCBI's taxonomy places the organism in Eukaryota, Viridiplantae, Streptophyta, Marchantiopsida, Marchantiales, Marchantiaceae. The record is from the annotation of a GenBank genome assembly.